CGACUGCGGGGCGGGGUAGCUCAGGCCCGGGGAGACGAUUACCGAGCAGAGAUUCUCCUCGAUGCAGGGGCUUCACCCUAGGUAGGAAGCCAGGCGUACAGAUGAAUUCCACUUGAAGGGAUAUUUAUAAACAAAAUGGGUGCACAAACUCAUGGAGUUAUAAAGAAAAGGUAUUAUGAAGACAGGGAAAUGGGAGGAGAGACCCAGAAGGCUAACAAAAAAAGGAAGAUGGAGGAAAGUGACAUUUGCCCAAAUCAUCAGGAAAUUAAAAUAUCCAGUAAAGUGAAGAAACCCCAUUUGUCCACUCAAAUAUUUGAAGAAGGCCAAAUCGGCUAUGAGCAACUAUAUGAACUCCUCAGGUAUGCCACACUGGGAAGACAUCACAACGUCACUCAGCCCAGUUGGUGUCGUAUCCACCACCAAAGGCAUGUGGCUGGUGUCCUGGUGGUAGUUUUGCACCACGUGGAUCAGCUCCAUUUCUACCGGUACUACCUGCAGUUCAAACAUCUCCGAAAGACAUUCAGACACCGUUUCUCCCUGCCCUCCAUCUCUGAUGACAUUAUAGAAAAAAUUUGUGGAGCGGGCAUAAAUGACCGUCAACAGCUCAGCAGGGAAGAGAUGGAUGAUGAUCCCAUAAUUCAGAAAUAUGCAGAAAAGGGCUGCAGUCUCUCAAGUUACAUUUUAACUCCUGAGGAGAUGCAUCUCCAUGAUUAUCCUCUAGAAGAUUAUGGCGACUGCAGCCAUUUUGUUCAUACCCACUGCAAUGGCCCGGUUACAGAUGGCAGCCCCCUCUUUGGACUGGACUGCGAAAUGUGUCUCACUGCUAAGGGGUCAGAACUCACCCGAAUUGCAGUGGUGGAUGCCAACGGUCGGUGUGUUAUGAAUGAGCUUGUCAAGCCCAAAUUGCCAAUAAGAAAUUACCUUACCUGUUACUCUGGCAUCACAGAGAAGCUGCUUCGCCCCGUCCAGACCACCCUCGCCGAAAUCCAGGGCCGAUUAAGGAAUCUACUGCCUUUGGAUGCCAUUUUAGUGGGUCAUUCCUUAAAUGCUGAUCUUCGAGCUCUAGAAGUGAUUCAUCCGAACAUUAUAGACACUUCGCUUCUCUUUGCCAGGAAAGGUGGCAAAAGGUUCAAGCUGAAAUUCUUAGCAGCAGCAGUUUUAGGGAAAGAAAUUCAGUCCAAGGCCCAAAUGGGUCACGAUCCCACAGAAGACGCCCAGUGUGCCCUUGAGCUGGCCCAGUAUUUCAUUGACCAGGGACCCAGGAAAGUUGCAGAGUUGAACCUAGAAGCCAGAUUGUCAGAGCAAAGGAAGAUGGGAGAGGCAGCGAGCUGGGUCAGGGCAAAACAAAAGAACAGGAUCCAGAAAGGGGCACGAAAUCCCAGCCAAGGCCUUUUAGAGAGCUUACAGUCUGUCGGUCAAAAAACAUUGCUUCUGGGAGAACAGAGCGAUGUUCAGAAUCAUAUGGCUUCCCUAAAUAAGCAAGUUCUCCAGAAAGCCCUGGAAGAGAUCCCUAAGUCUUCCUUCAGCGUAAUUCAAUUUGUUUUGGGUUCAAAGCACGUUACAGCUGACCUCCUUGCAGAAUCCAGUUCAAAGAUGAGGGCCAAGUUUUCCGACAUGCUGACCAUCUACGCAGGCCCUUUUACCAAAGACGUUUGUCUGAAGACUGUGAGGAAAGUCUUUAGGAAGUGCGGCCAUGUUCGGUCAAUCCAGCUCAUUUCAGAAACGUUUAAGGCAAGUAGCUGAACAUUUUUGCUGCACUGGGGUGGGUGGUGCAAAUCCCAGAGGGAUCUAGGCUGCUGCAUUUCCCCCCCACACCUCUGGGCAAUUUUCACGUUCCUAAAAUAGGCCCUUGCCUUGAACUGGUAAUUUUGAUGGAAAAACAGAAGGACCCCAUCAGUCACCCAGGAGGAUUUGGGGCAAUUACAUGAUCAAGGAGACGUCCAAGGCUUGGGAAAGCACCAGACCCCUCAUUUAUCUGCUGGGGGCCAUUACAUCUGAACCGAGGUGCCCGUUUUGUCUUUCCCAAAGCCCCAUCUCUGCGUCCAAUAUGAAGUGCUGGAAGCUGUCCAGCUUGCCUUGGAAGAGCUGAACGGAGCAGAAGUUGCAGGAUCUGCCAUCAAGGUUCAGCGGCCUGUCACUGAGACGACCCUCGAUGGUGAGAUGCUGGUGAAAGAGCUGGAAAGGGACCGGGAAAACGAAGGCGUCAUUUACUUGGCCGGGCUGGGGAAACGCCGAGGUGAGAUGGAGCUGCAAGAACAACUGGGCCACCUGAAAGGUUUGCGUUCCAUUUUUUGGCCAAGGGAUCCCCAGACUGGAAGACGGAGGAAUUACUGCUUUCUGAGAUUCCAGCCCCCAGAGAGUGCCUCCAGGGCCCUCCAAACCCUACAAGGGAGCACCUUGCGGAGCAGAAGAGCCCUCACGUCCCCCACCCUCUUCCGAUGGGUCUGCCUCACCAAAGAAGAGGGCAGAGGAGGGGCAGGACUCCAGCAGAAGCAGCAACCCUUCGAUUUGGAACUUGGUUUAAAGAAAGCCAUCAGGACUCUGGACCACAGAGUCAAAACACUCUAUGAGCGGGUUCCAGAUCAUACACUCUGUCUCGUUCUGUUACCAGGCACCAACAGGCUCUCCGGCUCUCCUUGUGGCCUCAGCCUUUUGGGAAUUAAAGGAGAAAAGAACAUUUCCACGUCCUGCUAAAACACAGGGCGCCAAAGCCCCACUUUUGUGAGAAAAUGGCCAUUCUUGCUUGAAUGAGUGUCCGCAAGCUUCUCAAGGCAAUUUUUAAAGUGUUCAAUUAAAAAGUAUCAAAUAAUCUAAAGAA
Molecule: messenger RNA, 2818 nt
Organism: Candoia aspera
Lineage: Eukaryota; Metazoa; Chordata; Lepidosauria; Squamata; Candoiidae
Gene: REXO5
Product: RNA exonuclease 5
Exons: 19
Coding region: 136-1743 (535 amino acids)
Cellular component (GO): nucleus
Molecular function (GO): exonuclease activity; nucleic acid binding
Source: RefSeq, a predicted model, not a curated record